Microthlaspi erraticum is the source of this 468-nucleotide messenger RNA. Lineage: Eukaryota; Viridiplantae; Streptophyta; Magnoliopsida; Brassicales; Brassicaceae. The record is from the annotation of a GenBank genome assembly.
AUGAGCCUCCGCCUCCGGCUCUGCCUCCCGUCCGACCUGUUCCACCUUCUCGGGAUUCCCCGAAGAACCGAGUUUCUAGUCUCCGUCGGCGGACGUCCACACCGUCGAGAUAUUUCUCGGCCUCCUCCAUCCUUUCUCGUCCAGUCUCAAGUAGCCGUCGGUGGCACUAGCUUUAUUCCCUCUUCAUCUUUCUCCUUCAUUUUUUUGUUUGCUCAUGCUGGAUCUGGAUCUGUGUCUUUGUUCCAAGGCGGUGGACGGAGGAGUGGAGGACGGAGGCGGUUAGACACGCUGUGUAAUCCUCUUUGCAACCUUUUCUUUGACUUGAUGCUGGUGAAUCUAAUGCAUAUAAUUUUGUUCUUGACAGUGAUCGCAACAAUAUGCAUGCAAGAUUACACAGAAGCUGCCACAGUUGUGUUUCUAUUCUGCGUUGCAGAUGGAAGCUUUGCUAAAGCCAAGCCCUUUUCUUAG